Molecule: messenger RNA, 561 nt
Organism: Cladophialophora carrionii CBS 160.54
Lineage: Eukaryota; Fungi; Ascomycota; Eurotiomycetes; Chaetothyriales; Herpotrichiellaceae
Exons: 2
Coding region: 1-561 (186 amino acids)
Cellular component (GO): RNA polymerase II transcription regulator complex
Molecular function (GO): DNA-binding transcription activator activity, RNA polymerase II-specific; transcription cis-regulatory region binding
Source: RefSeq, a predicted model, not a curated record
AUGCAGUACGACCUGUAUCAGUAUGGAACCUCACAGGCAUCCUUCUACCCGACGACACAGCCCACAAAGAUUCCCGCGGAGUACAACGCGGCCACUAUUGACCAGACCGACCGACGAAGAAGACGGUCCGGCAGCACCUCGGCCCCUACAGCCAAGGACAAGGAAUCCAUCCCCAACAUGCACAUGCGACGUAGGGCUCAAAACCGUGCAUCGCAACGGGCUUUUAGAGAACGGAAAGAAAAGCACGUCAAGGGCCUCGAGCGCCAACUAGAGGACCUUCACGAGAAGCACCAAGAUCUCCUACAGUCAUAUACCCGACAGGCCGAUGAGGUGUCCAAGCUCAACGGCCGGAUAUCAGAGCUGACCGCAGAGCUCAACGCUCUAAGAUCGUGUCAGGACCAGUCAUUCAGCGAGAUGUUGAUGCCCGACAAGUUCGACAAGUUCGACGCCUUCUCAACUCCAGACAACAUGCUCUACAAUGGACCCGAAUGCUACUUUGACAAGAAUGCCGUCGACCUCAAUUCAGAGUUCGCGUUACAUUCAUUCGAGGAUUCAUUGUAG